GCCGAUCUCAGGUCCUCGGCACAAAAUACAAAAAGGAUAAACGAGGUCACCUUAAUAUAAUCGAAAUUAGAGACAGUAAAAAAGACAUGGAUAUCGCGAAAGUUGCGAGAGAAAAGCAAGCACCCCACGCAAAGUCCAAGCCACAGGGAUGACGUUGGAGACUGUCUGCGCCUACGUGUCGUGCCUGGAGGAUUGCGAGCUCGGUUCAUUCAUUCAGACUUCGCUCCAUCGGCUGCAUGCGAGUUAGUGGCUGGACAUCGCCUCUUUCCAAUACAGCCCGCAGAAUGUCAUAGCUGCGGAAUACAGUGGAAGCAUAUAACGGUCCUUGGCUGAAGCGCUUUUAGAUCACAAUCUGAGAGUGACCGCAUCUUUUGCAUGAACUGGUCGGCCGUUUGACUAACUAAAUGGACAUCUUUGCGUUGUGAAGGUUGAAAGCGAAACAUCUCUGCACUCCUGAAUCCUCCAGAGUUUGGUACAAAGACAGGUUGGGCUCUCCAGACGACCUAUUCCAUUAUGUGACUACUGAAGACAACUUUCAACACUAAUCCAGCCACGGAGAGAACGAACGAAGAAAAAGAAAACAUUGGCCCAGUUUUUCCCAAGCCAUAGCAGUCUGAGCACGUUCAGUAAUGGAGAGCAGCUACAGCGUCACGCUGCAUGGCCGUCGUAAGACCUGCUUCCUGGUUCCACUGUGGUUGAUUGCAUCAUCUAUCUUCGUGAGUACGUCCUCUGGCCAGACGGUGAACACCUUCCAGUCGGAGAGGAAGGAGUGGAGCCUGAGUCACCUGGCCAUCCACCAGUCAACUGGCGCGGUCUACGUGGGUGGCGUGAACCGUGUAUAUAAGCUGUCGCCAGAGCUGGUGCUGCUGGUGUCCCACAGCACAGGCCCAGAGCUGGAUAACCAGGUGUGUUAUCCACCGCUCAGCAUCCAGCCAUGCGCCGAGCCGCUCAGCCCCGCCAACAACGUCAACAAGCUACUGCUCAUCGAGCAUUCACAGAAUCGGUUGCUGGCCUGCGGGAGCCUGUACCAGGGCGUCUGCAAGCUGCUCCGCCUCGACGACCUCUUCAUCCUGGCUGAGCCGUCUCACAGGAAGGAGCACUACUUCUCCAGCGUGAACCAAACGGGUGGCAUGUGCGGCGUGAUCGUGGGCGCCCGCGGGCGCGACGCCACGCUCUACAUCGGCACGGCCGUGGGUGGCAAGCAGGACUAUUUCCCCACCAUCUCCAGCCGGAAGCUCCCUCGGGAUCCAGAGUCGGCGGCCAUGCUGGACUACGAGCUGCACACGGACUUUGUGUCGUCUCUGGUGAAGAUCCCCUCGGACACGCUGGCACUGGUGGUGCACUUCGACAUCUACUACGUCUAUGGCUUCUCCAGCGGCGACUUCGUAUACUUCCUCACAGUGCAGCCAGAGACAGCGAACGGAGGGGUGGGAGGCAGCUCCACCGAUGACCUCUUCUACACCACCCGCGUCGUGCGCCUCUGCAAGGGCGACAACAAGUUCCACUCGUACGUCUCGCUGCCGAUGGGCUGUGCGCGCAAGGGCGUGGAGUACCGUCUACUCCAGGCGGCAUACCUGGCCAAGGCCGGAAGCGUCCUUGCUGGGGCGCUCAACGCUAGCGAGCAGGAAGAUGUGCUCUUCGCUGUCUUUUCGAAAGGACAGAAGCAGUUCCUGAGCCCCUCCGAUGACUCUGCGCUUUGCCUGUUCACUAUCCGAGACAUAAACAUCCGCAUCAAAGAGAGGCUCCGGUGGUGCUACCAGGGGGAAGGAAACCUGGAACUCCACUGGCUACUGGGAAAAGAUGUCCAGUGCACAAAAGCGCCAGUCCCCAUAGAUGACCAUUUCUGUGGCCUGGACAUCAACCAGCCACUUGGUGGCUCUGAGCUCGUCACGGGUCACACCAUCUACACAGAGACAGCCGAACGGCUGACCGCAGUCUCCGCUUAUAUCUACAAUGGCUACUGCGUGGCUUUCCUCGGCACCCGUUCCGGAAACAUCAGGAAGGUGCGCGUGGAUGGUCCGGGUAGGAGUGGGGUUCUCUAUGAGACUGUGCGAGUGAUGAAGGAUGGAAGCUCUAUUCUCCCAGAUAUGGGCUUCUCCCUCGACCACCGCUACCUCUACACCAUGAGCGAGAGACAGGUAGCCCAGAUUCCUGUGGAGUACUGUGAGCAGUACCACAGGUGUGGGGACUGUCUAAGCUCAGGAGAUCCACAUUGUGGCUGGUGUGUCCUCCACAACAAGUGUAUGAGGCGAGACAGGUGUCGACGGUCUGACGAAGCGUUCCGAUUCACUGACAUGAUCGAGCAUUGCGUCAAAGUAACUGCCCACCCUGACAGUGUGGCCAUGUCAGAACACAGUGUACCUCUGCUGCUGGAGCUCAGUAAUGUUCCUGACCUUUCGGAUGGGGUCAGCUGCUCCUUUGGGAGCCUGGUUGGGGUGGAAGGGCAUGUCAACGGCAACAGAGUCAUGUGUUUAUCUCCAACCGCCAAGGACAUCCCUCUCAUUCCUGCUGAGCGAGACUGGUCAAGUGUGGAGUUGAGGCUGAUCUCUAAGGAGACGGGACAGACAGUGGCCAGCACAGAGGUCAAAUUUUACAACUGCAGCAUGCACAGCAUGUGUUUAUCAUGUGUGAGCAGUACAUUCCAUUGCCACUGGUGUAAAUACAGAAACACAUGUACACAUGACCCCACCAGCUGCUCCUUCCAAGAAGGACAUGUUAACGCAUCAGAGGACUGUCCUCAGUUGGUGCAGUCUGGUGAGAUUGUGAUCCCAGCAGGUGAGGUGAGGCCCAUUACACUGAGAGCCCGGAACCUUCCACAGCCGCAGUCAGGCCAGAGAGGAUAUGAGUGUGUGUUACACAUCCAGGGAGUGAGCCAUAGAGUCACGGCUCUUCGGUUCAACAGCACCAGCAUACAGUGCCAGAACAGCUCAUAUGUCUAUGAAGGGAUGAAGAUCAGUGAGUUAGCAGUGGACCUGUCCAUCGUUUGGAACAGCAAUUUCAUCAUUGAUAACCCAGAGAAAAUUAAAGUGCACCUGUACAAGUGCAGCGCGCAGAGGGAGAGCUGUGGCCUGUGUCUGAAGGCGGAGCGGCGCUUCGGCUGCGGGUGGUGCAACAGCGAGGGGCGCUGCACCCUGCGCAAGCACUGCCCCUUGCCCGGGCUCACGCCCGCUGCCCGCUGGUUCCAGAGGGUCACCCCUGGGAGCAAGUGCACCCACCCUCGCAUUACCCAGGUGAGCCCACUGGCUGGCCCUCCAGAAGGUGGCACAAGGGUGACCAUCCGGGGCGUCAACCUGGGCAUGUCUUUGUCUGAGCUGCAGGGCAGGUUGGAGGUGGCAGGAAUCCCCUGUUAUGCCAGAACAGACGGCUACAUCACGGCUGAACAGGUCGUGUGUGAAAUGGACUCUACAGUGGAUGGCAGAGGGCCUGGUCCAGUGCAGCUGUGUGUGGGAGAGUGCAAGCCAGAACUCCGCACACACUCUUCUCAGCUCUACACGUUUGUGAACCCCAGAGUUCUGGGGCUGACCCCAGGACGUGGUCCUGUUUCUGGAGGAACCAAGGUCACUGUGGUUGGAGAGCACCUGGGAGCAGGCAGCAGUGUGCACGUGCACCUUGGCAACAACACCUGCGAAUUCUCCAGGCGUAGCUCCACGGAGAUUGUAUGUUUCUCAGCGCCCUCUCUCUCUGGGGAGGGCACAGUGCAGGUGCAAGUCAUCGUGGACCGAGCAGAGCUCACCAGCAAACUGAGCUUUGCGUAUAUUGAGGACCCCACAGUACAGCGCAUAGAGCCUGAAUGGAGCAUCACCAGUGGUCACACCACCCUGACCGUGACUGGCACUAACCUGGACAUAGUGCAAGAGCCUCGAGUACGAGUGAAAUAUGCCGGACACGAGUCUGUCAACGUGUGCAAAGUGAUUAACGCCACCACCAUUAACUGCUUCGCUCCAUCUCUGUUGGCCGAUGAUGCAUCUAGCCAGGAAUCCCUGAAGCACGCCGAUGAGUUCGGUUUCGUCUUCAAUAAUGUCCAGGCCCUGCAGACCUACAACAGCACCAACUUCGCCUACUAUCCAGACCCGUUGUUCGAGCCCCUCAGCUUGAGUGGGGUGCUGGAACAAAAGCCCGGCUCCCCCAUUAUUCUUAAAGGCAGGAAUCUGGUGCCACCAGCACCUGGAGGGUCCAGAUUAAACUACACGGUCCUGGUCGGUGACACGCUGUGUCCUGUCACUGUCUCUGACACUCAGCUGCUGUGUGAGCCACCUGCUCUCACAGGCCAGCACAAAGUUAUGGUCCAUGUCGGUGGUCUCCGUGUGUCUCCAGGUGCAGUCCACAUCCAGUCUGAUGGCCUCCUCACACUGCCCACCAUUGUCAGCACCGGUGCUGGCGGAGGCCUGCUCUUCAUCAUCGUCAUCCUCGUUCUGAUUGCCUACCGACGCAAGUCACACGAGAAUGACCUCACACUGAAACGGCUGCAGAUGCAGAUGGACAACCUGGAGUCCAGGGUGGCUCUGGAGUGUAAAGAGGCAUUUGCUGAGCUGCAGACAGACAUAAACGAGCUGACGAGUGAUCUGGACCGAUCUGGUAUUCCACACCUGGACUAUCGCGCUUAUGCCAUGAGGGUUCUGUUCCCGGGCAUGGAUGAUCACCCAGUGCUCCGAGAGUUGGAGGUGGCGGGCUGUGGGCAGCAGCGUGUGGAGAAGGCUCUGAAGCAGUUUGCCCAGCUAGUGAACAAUAAAACGUUCCUGCUGACGUUCAUCCGCACGCUGGAGCAACAGCGUUCCUUUUCUAUGCGCGACCGUGGAUACGUGGCCUCGCUCAUCAUGACGGCGCUGCAGGCCCGGCUGGAGUACGCCACCGACGUGCUCAAGCACCUCCUCUCUGACCUCAUCCUGAAGAACGUGGAGAGCAAGAACCACCCCAAGCUGCUGCUGCGCAGGACAGAAUCGGUGGCAGAGAAAAUGCUGACUAAUUGGUUUGCCUUCCUACUUCAGAAGUUUCUGAAGGAGUGUGCGGGGGAGCCUCUCUUCAUGCUGUACUGUGCUAUAAAGCAGCAGAUGGAGAAGGGCCCCAUUGAUGCUGUCACUGGAGAGGCACGCUACUCCCUCAGCGAAGACAAACUCAUCCGCCAGCAGAUAGAGUACAAAACCCUGACUCUGAGUUGCGUGAACCCUGAUAAUGAGAACAGUGCAGAGAUCCCAGUGAAGGUGCUGAAUUGUGACACCAUCACGCAGGUGAAGGAGAAGAUCCUCGAUGCCAUCUACAAGAACAUUCCCUACUCUCAAAGACCAUGUGCAGUAGAUAUGGACCUAGAAUGGCGCCAGGGUCGCACUGCUCGUGUGGUUCUGCAGGAUGAGGACAUCACCACUAAGAUCGAAAAUGACUGGAAACGACUCAACACUCUUAUGCACUAUCAGGUGGCUGACCGCUGUGUAGUGGCUUUGGUGCCCAAGCAGAUGACCUCCUACAACGUCCCGACAUCUGCCAGCUUCCCACGGAGCUACAGCCGAUAUGACACAGUUCUCCGCUCUGCCUCGGCAGGAAGUCCAGAGAGCGUGCGCUCACGGGCACCGAUGAUCACCCCAGAUCUGGAGAGUGGUGUCAAGGUGUGGCACCUGGUCAAGAACCAUGAGCACGGUGAUCAGAAAGAGGCUGAUCGGGGCAGCAAGAUGGUGUCUGAGAUCUACCUGACCAGACUGCUGGCUACCAAGGGCACACUGCAGAAAUUCGUGGAUGAUCUUUUUGAGACCCUCUUUAGCACGGUCCAUCGUGGCAGUGCCCUUCCGCUCGCCAUCAAAUACAUGUUCGACUUCCUGGACGAGCAGGCUGAUAGACACGGCAUCCAUGACCCUGAUGUGCGGCACACAUGGAAGAGCAACUGUCUUCCUUUGAGGUUCUGGGUGAACGUGAUCAAGAACCCCCAGUUUGUGUUUGACAUCCAUAAGAGCAGCAUCACAGAUGCGUGUCUGUCUGUGGUGGCCCAGACCUUCAUGGACUCCUGCUCCACCUCAGAGCACCGACUGGGCAAAGACUCACCCUCCAACAAGUUGCUCUAUGCUAAGGACAUCCCCCACUACAAGAGCUGGGUGGAGCGGUACUAUGCUGAUAUAAGCCGGCUACCGGCCAUUAGCGACCAGGACAUGAACGCGUAUCUCGCUGAGCAGGCGCGUCUCCACUCACAUGAGUUCAACAUGCUCAGUGCCCUGCAUGAGAUCUACGCCUACGUCAGCAAGUACAGCCAGGAGAUAGUGGCGGCACUGGAGCAGAAUGAACUGGCUCAGAAACAGAGGCUUGCUUACAAGGUGGAGCAGCUCAUCGUUGCCAUGGCUCCUGAAAGCUGAUCUGAGAUCAAUCUCCAGGACAAACAGACACGGGUCACUGACUGAUCAACAGAGUGAGCUGAACUGGCAUCAGUCUCUGGGGCACAGAAGCUCUUUUAAAUGCCAGUAUUCAUACCAUAAAGAGAGUGCAAGAGCCCAUCUCUGGACUGUUUUCAUCAUUCACUGAAACAGCACUAUCUACUGCAUGAUGUGAAGAAUGCAAACAGGCUGCUGUUAUAUACAUUAAAAUUGCAGCUUUUGUGGACAUCGGACCCCCCCAAAAGGUUACUCAACCUUUAUAGGGGAUAACUGGCUCAUGAGAACAUGAAAAUGUGAAGACAAAAGAAUGAAUGAAUAAAAGACAUUAUGCUAGUUACUGAAGUAUAAACAUUUACAUGUUACACACUUUCACAUAUACAUUUUGUAAAGGAGGGGAAGCAGAGCUUUCUUGUUUGCAUGGCGGAUAGAUGCACCUCCUUUCUCUUCACCAGUUGUUUUGUUUGAUUCAUCGUGUUAACUGUGCUGUAAUGCAUGUGAGUGGUGCAAUGACCCUGGGGCCCAGGGAACCCUGUAGAUCUGGAUGCAAGUUCACACUCGCUAUAGUUCAGUUGCCAGAUGCCAGCUAUCCACUGACCACUCUGCAGUACAAGCAGUCAAAUAAACUUUGUGUUGAACAAAGUUUUAAGGCUUAAAGUCAUGUAUUUGAAAAUGAUAGGUUCCUGUUUAUAUGUGUGUCAUAUGUUUACUGGAAAACCCUUUUGUCCAGUCACUGUGACAAAGGAUGUUUUGGCUCCUGUGAAUGUGAUUUCUGGCCGUUUGGUUGGAUUUCCAUUGGCUACGAAGCAUUUUAUUUAUUCGGUCGAGUUUAUGAUUGAGUUUCUCCAACAAAUGAACACAGAGGAGUGUUCAAUUCCAGUUACAUCUUAUAUUCUAUGUGAAACAAAUGACUCAAGUGUCAACAGUCAUUGUGUUGCUGUAUCAAUGAGCUUCCAUUUUUUGACAUAUUCAUUUUAUGUGCGUGACAGUCUCUUUUCAAUGUAAAAAAAAUGAUGCAUGCCAGAACUACAUUAAUUUGUAAUAAACAUGAUUUCCAAAGUUUUUCCCCAAUAUUUAUCUCUAGUGGAAUAUUAAUAUUGGCAGUCUUGCAAAUAAACACAACCAUACAGAUGUGAAUCCUCAGUGUCAAGCCACCAUCAGUCCCACAUACACUACUUUUACAUUUUAUCUAUUAUCUUUCAGAAGUGUAAAAACAUUGUUUUUACUACUGGUGUCAUUACAUAACACCUAACAAAACAUUAAUUUGACUUUGACUUAUUAAACUCAUGGCAUUUAAUAUUUUUCCUUGUAUUUUGCACAUUCUUACUUGAUCAUUAUUAAGAUUUGUUUUCUUCAUUUUGUUCAGGUUCAUGUUACUGCCCAAAGCACACACUGAGUUACUGCAUUUUCAUGGCUAUAUGCUUGGGUACAUGGGCUCAUUUAGAUAGGAAAAAAAGCUCUUUUCCUACUGCCGUAAAUUACGGUAUGGUUUAAAAAAAAACAAAAAAAACAAACCAACAGUAAAACCUUUAAUGUCAGUUUAGAGUAUGGUGACACAAAAUGCUGUUUUAUGAAUCAGCUAUAAAAGUGACUGUACUGUGUAUUGUUUCUUUUUUACAGUGAAAUAUUGUGUAUUUAAAUUGUAAAUAGUAAACAUUACUAUUUUGCAAUGAUUCACUUUGUACUGUUGUAAUAAUUUAAUAAAUUACGUUAAAACACA
This is a messenger RNA of Electrophorus electricus (electric eel), 8067 nucleotides long. RefSeq names its product plexin-A2-like. Gene Ontology annotation, molecular function: protein binding; semaphorin receptor activity. NCBI's taxonomy places the organism in Eukaryota, Metazoa, Chordata, Actinopteri, Gymnotiformes, Gymnotidae. Gene Ontology annotation, biological process: semaphorin-plexin signaling pathway; regulation of cell migration. The record is from RefSeq and is a predicted model, not a curated record. Gene Ontology annotation, cellular component: plasma membrane; semaphorin receptor complex.